Molecule: messenger RNA, 1312 nt
Organism: Larimichthys crocea (large yellow croaker)
Lineage: Eukaryota; Metazoa; Chordata; Actinopteri; Sciaenidae
Product: interleukin-1 beta
Exons: 5
Coding region: 124-891 (255 amino acids)
Biological process (GO): positive regulation of gene expression; immune response; macrophage chemotaxis
Molecular function (GO): cytokine activity
Source: RefSeq, a predicted model, not a curated record
UGAUGUGUAUAUAACCUGCAAAUCUCCACAGAGGGGCAGAACAACACUGACAGAACAACUGAAGGGAUCUUAACCAAAGACACUAAUACAAUUCCUGAUCUACUGACCUUAACAGAAAAAAAGAUGGAAUCUGAGAUGAAAUGCAACGUGACCGAGAUGUGGAGCCACAAGAUGCCCAUGGGACUGGACUUGGAAGUUACCCAUCAUCCACGCACAAUGAAGCAUGUGGUCAACCUCAUCAUUGCCAUUGAGAGGUUAAAGAGCAGCAGCUCAGAGUUACUGCUGAGCGCCUCCGAGUUCAGAGAUGAAAACCUACUCAGCUUCGUGCUGGAGAACAUAGUGGAAGAGAAAAUUGUGUUCGAGUGUGCUUCAGCUGCACCAGUUCAGUACACAAAGACAGCGGAUUACCAGUGCAGCGUGACCGACAGCGAGAAGAGGAGCUUAGUCCUGGUCCAAAACAGCAUGGAACUACAUGCUGUGAUGCUGCAGGGAGGCGCUGAGAACCGCAAAGUUCACUUGAACAUGGCGACCUACGUGGACCCUGCACCCAGUGCUGAGGCCCAGACUGUGGCUCUGGGCAUCAAGGGCACAAAGUUCUAUCUCUCUUGCCAUAGGGAUGGGGACAACGACCCAACCUUGCAUCUGGAGACAGUGGAAAAUUCAGCCAAUCUGGCAAGGAUCAGCUCAGACAGCGAGAUGGUUCGAUUUCUGUUCUACAAACAAGACACUGGGCUGAACCUUAGUACCCUUGUGUCCGUCCCCUACAACAACUGGUACAUCAGCACAGCAAAGGAAAACAACAAGCCGCUGGGAAUGUGCCUGGAGAACGCCAGACGCCACAGAAACUUCAACAUCCAGCUGCCAGGUGAAACAACUGAGGGUCAGGCCUGAUCCUCUUAAGACGGAAGUUUGGAUAUUGAUUAGUGUAAAUUACACUGCACUAAAAAUAUUUUUUACUCAGAAAAAUCAGCCCAAAAUAUGUAAUUUAUAUUUUUUCAAACCACUAUGACUGAACAACUUUAGCAUGUUUUAAAGAUGAUCUUUUUACUGUAUGUACCAAGUACAGAAAGUGAAACGCUUAAUGUAUUGACUUAGUCAAGUAUGACCACAAGGUGGCAUUAUUGUGCUGCAGGCAGGGUGAGUACCCUGCGGAUUAUGCAGAAUAAUAUGACACACUGGUAAAGUGUGUUAAUCUAUUAAUUUAAUCUAUUUAUACACAACUUUAAACUAUAUAUUUAUUUGAAAACCUGCUUGCUACUAUUUUUGAAAUGAUGUACAAUGAAUCUAUAAUAAAACUUCAUAAUUUAAAGUA